This is a messenger RNA of Penicillium lagena, 402 nucleotides long. RefSeq names its product DUF3602 domain-containing protein. The record is from RefSeq and is a predicted model, not a curated record. Bases 1 to 402 code for a protein of 133 amino acids. Lineage: Eukaryota; Fungi; Ascomycota; Eurotiomycetes; Eurotiales; Aspergillaceae. The transcript is spliced from 3 exons.
AUGAGCGGCCGCAACGUAUCGCAUGGCCGCGGCGGAGCCGGAAAUAUCUCCCGGCAACAAUCCGCCACCACACCCCGCGACCUCGUCACACCGACCAUCAAGCAAGAGGUCUACACAACCGGCCGCGGCGGCUCAGGCAACAUGGUACACAAUGACCCCGGGCGACCGGAGAUUGCGCGCGAGAGUCAAGACGUUGAGUCGCCGCCGUUGCGCGCGGAGCAGAUCCCCCACCACACCGGACGAGGCGGCGCGGCGAAUGCUUAUAUCCCUUCUCUGGAAGAGGAGCGGAGACAUCGACAGGAACAGGAGGCAGAGUUGAAGCGGGUGCGCACUGCAUCCAAGGAUCGCGUCAAGGAGAUCGAAAAGGAGCAGAAGGAGCGCAACCAGUCGCCUGCGAGCUGA